AUGGCGGCCCUGAAGCUUCUCCUCUCCUCAGCUCGCCGUCACUGCCUUUCCAAACCUCACUCCCAUCUUCAUCCACCUCCAUUUCUAAGCUACCGCAGAUCCUUUAGCUCCGAAUCCGACCCGACCCAGAACCCAAACCCAAACUCUCCUUCUCCUCAACCCCCUACUCGACAAUCCGUGCCGAUCGAACCCGUUUCCUACUCUCUCAAGCCCAAAGACCACUCCUCACCCGACCCAGACCCAACUUCCCAACCCGAACAAACAUCACCACUGCCGCCGAGCGGGCCUCGGGACUUGCCCAACUCACCGAGUCAGGAAAAUCGCUCCGAGUGGACCCGUGAAGAGGCUCGGUUCUUAAGGCACGUGCCCUCUAUAUCUCCGGUAUCUUACCGGGUCAAAGUUGCUCCGUUGCCGGAAGAUAGGGUCCCUGAGGAGGCCGAGGGAGGCGAAACCGGAGCUGAGAAGGGUGGGGAGAGUGUGAAGGAUCACGAGGCGGUCUUGGAGAGAGAGAAGAAGAGGAUCGAGGCGGAUGGUCGAUUGAGAAGGAGGCUUUUCAGGGUACCGGAGGAGGAGGUGGUGGUUCCUUUUCCCACGUUGAUUAACGUUGAGAAGAAGGAGAGGAAGCCUAUUCUUGAUGUAAUGGACGCAAUUCGCCAAGUCAAGGCUAAUGCCAAGUGCAAAUUUGAUGAAACUGUUGAAGCUCAUGUCCAAUUGGGUAUUGAUGCCAAGAGAAAUGCAGUUCGUGGUAACAUGACUUUGCCUCAUGGUAGUGGGAAGGUUGUCAGGGUUGCUUUCUUUGCUGAGGGCGCAGAUGCAGAUGAAGCUAAAGCUGCAGGAGCAGAUAUUGUUGGCGGUGUUGAACUUGUGGAGGAAAUUGCAAGCACUCAUAAGCUCAAUGUUGACAAGUGUUUUGCAACAAAUGAAAUGAUUAUGCGCCUGGCAAAGAUUGCAAGGAUUCUUAGAGAGCGUGGUUUGAUGCCUGACCGGAAACUAGGCACUGUCACUAAUGACAUCUCUGGAGCACUGCAAAAAGUAAGACAAGGUCAUAUUGAGUAUAGAAUGGACAGAACAUCAAUUGUACACGUGGGACUUGGAAAGGUAAGCUUUACAGAGGAGUACCUGCGUGAGAACAUUGGUGCCUUUAUGAGUUCUCUUUUGCUGGCAAAGCCUGCGGGAUUAAAAAAGUCUUCCAAAUAUGCCGGGUAUAUUAACUCCUUCCACAUAUGUAGCACGAUGGGUCCAGGAGUUCCAGUUUCAAUACAGUCAUUAUCCAAAGCUGCAGAUCACUACAAUAAAAUGCACCUCAAGUGA
This is a messenger RNA of Prunus armeniaca (apricot), 1311 nucleotides long. NCBI's taxonomy places the organism in Eukaryota, Viridiplantae, Streptophyta, Magnoliopsida, Rosales, Rosaceae. The record is from the annotation of a GenBank genome assembly.